This is a messenger RNA of Exophiala bonariae, 1866 nucleotides long. RefSeq lists its product as uncharacterized. Lineage: Eukaryota; Fungi; Ascomycota; Eurotiomycetes; Chaetothyriales; Herpotrichiellaceae. The coding region runs from base 1 to 1866 and encodes 621 amino acids. The record is from RefSeq and is a predicted model, not a curated record. The transcript is spliced from 2 exons.
AUGUUUCCACCGCUCGUUCUUUGGCUGUUCUUGCACACCCUCGCCACUGCUACUGAUUGUCCUUCGGGAUAUACACUGGACACCGGCCCUAUUCCUGAAAAGCAAAACAUAGAAUGGCAACUGUGCGAUGAAAAUCAGAUGACGGUAUGGGGAUUAUCGACACCCAAUUUGGAGUGUGGCUCGAUAAGGGUUCCCCUUGACUACACCAAUGCCUCACCUGGUGUCCUCACGCUACAACUUACACGGCUACCGGCUGAUUCUGCCGUUUCAAAUGGAAAAUCGAUCGUCAUGAAUUUUGGAGGCCCGGGGGAGCGUGGACUUAGCGCUUUGGAUCAAAGCUACCUCGAGGACUCUGGGAACGCGUAUCACAUUGUGUCAUUUGAUCCCCGAGGUGUGGGGAUCACCAUUCCUUAUCAGUGUCCAACCCUAACAACCUCUGACAUCGGCGAGCAAGCACAGCAAGACAUUUUGCUCCCUUUCGACAAUCCCGUUGCACUGAGUGCGCGAUACUCGAUAUUCACGGAGCAGGGGGAAUUAUGCGGCAAGACAGAAUACAAUGAACUGGGUGAGCUCAUCGGCACCGCCUUCGUUGCGCGAGAUAUCAAAGCCAUCUUUGAUGCAUUAGAUGAGGAUGGCUAUAUAAGAUACUGGGGAUACUCCUAUGGCACGGUUCUCGGUGCCACCCUAGCAGCAAUGUUCCCGGACAAGAUUGAUCGAAUGGUUUUGGAUGGCAACAUCAAUCCUACAGAGUACUACCACGGCCUCUUUGAGGAGUCUGUCAGUAACAACGACCCUGCUCUGCAACACUUUUUUGAGACAUGUGCCGAGGCGGGUUCAGAGUACUGUGCAUUUGCUGUGUUUGCAUCAUCAGGGGAUGAGCUUCAGAACCAUUUCUACGAACUCCUUGAAAAUUCUAGAAAUCGAACUUUUAGAUUGGUCGAUGUUGAUGGGAAUGGAGUAGAUUACAGUUACAACGACAUUCAAGGCACCAUGUGGGGCACACUCAAGGAAAGCCCAAGCGGGUGGAACAGGACUGCGCGGAUCAUUGCUGAUUUCUACCAGAAUCUCACAGGUUAUCCCACAGACAUAAGUUGGGAUCAUAGUAGCACAGGUCCCGGUGACGAAUCAACUGGAUCAGAUACCUUGAAUGCAAUUACAUGUGGCGACUGGGAUGACAUCGAUGGUACUCUAGAAAACUGGGAUUACUGGUUGAGUCUCUACAAGAACAGGAGUAGACUCGGUGCACCACCACAAAUCGAUCUUCUUUACCAGUGCUCGACCUGGCGUGUGAAUGCUCGAGGUAAGUACACGGGCAAGUUCACGGAUGUUGAAACUAGGACACCUAUUCUCUUUGUGAACGGUCCAUACGACGUCGCCACACCCCUUACGUCGGCCCAGAAUUCAAGCGCAGGCUUCCCUAACAGCAAAGUGCUCACUCACGGUGGUGUGGGCCAUUGCUCCGAUCGGGAGAAAUCAGAUUGCACGGUGAACAAGGUCAGGUCCUACUGGCAGACAGGAGUGCUACCAGAUGUCUCUGAAAUUUGUCCACCUAACAACAAAAACCCAUGGAUUGAUGAUGCCGGGGAUUUCUCACGCCAGAGGCUACGGAAACGGGCUCGAGCAACUCAGACUGUCGCACCUGACGCUCGGGUUCUGCCAGACAUUAUCGAACGAGAUAAUACCGAGCCUUCGACCACCAUAGCUUCCGAUCUAUCCAUCCCAGCCACUUGCACGCCUCUGUCUGGCGGCAGCAGUAAUACAAGUCCUGCGCAGCUGCAGCAAAGUCUCAAUGAUUUUCGGGAGCUUUGUGACGGUGUAGGCAAUGAUAAGUGGCUGUUAAGACUGAUGUGCGACAGCAUAGGAUAA